AUUGAGCAGGCAGCAGCGGUGCAAUUCAGUGGAAUAUUGCAGCAGACACGAGUCAUUUUUUUGUUCGUUCGCCCUUUGAGAAAGAGGCUCAAGCGUAAUUCAUUGCACAGCAGCAACGGUAACGGUAGCAGUAGCAGCAGGCAGCACUUACAGCAGCAGCAAGAUGAAUCAGCCCGUCAGUUGUUUACCGGUGACAGCCACGAAAAUGUCGAAGGCCAAGAAGGUGCUCGAUGAGGCCCGCGAAACCCAAAAUCGUGAAAUUGACCUGGUGGACAAGGGCAUCUCCAGCUUCGAGGAACUGCCCGGAUUGCUGAAUAUGACGUUCGUAACUAGGAUUACUUUGAGCCACAACAAGUUAACAACUGUUCCACCGGGGGUAGCAAAUUUGGUUAAUUUGGAAAUUCUUAACUUAUCCAAUAAUCAUCUGGAAGAGCUUCCGUUGUCGUUGUCAUCGAUGCCUAAACUACGCAUACUGAACUGUUCCAUCAAUCGUUUGAAUACACUGCCGCGAGGAUUUGGCGCCUUUCCGGUGCUGGAAGUGCUCGAUUUGUCGUACAAUAAUUUAAGCGAGAAGGUGCUGCCGGGAAACUUCUUCAUGAUGGAUUCAUUACGAGCUCUGUAUUUGGGUGAUAAUGAUUUUGAGUUCUUGCCACCGGAAGUGAAGGAUUUGAAGAAUUUGCAAAUUCUUGGUCUUCGCGACAAUGAUUUGCUGGAGCUACCCCGUGAGAUAGGUGAGCUCACGCGCAUCCGUGAACUGCACAUCCAGAACAAUCGUCUGACCGUGCUUCCGCCGGAGAUCGCCAAUCUCGAUUUGCAGAGCCAAAAAUCGGUACUCAAAAUGGAGGAAAAUCCAUGGGUUACCGCGAUCGCCGAGCAGUACCUGAUCGGCAUAAGCCAUGUGUUGGAGUACAUCAAAACUGAGGCGUACAGAAUUCUGUACAAUCGUUACGUUUCGGCAGGGAAAUCCGGAAACGUUCCACCCAAGGUGGAUAAGAGCAAGAAAGCUUCGCGGGCGCGCUCGUGAAAAAUAAGAACGAAAAGAAACAUGAGCUACAAUUUAAACGAAACGCAACUGUUUUGUCUUCCUCUUAUUAUUCGUUGCGUUCUUUUACGACUAAUCUUAUUAAUAUUUUAUUAAUACGAAGCAUAAUAAUCAAACUGCUUCGAAAAGCCAAAAAGCAAAAAAUCAAAAAAGUGACUUAUAAUGUGCCUAAUGUAUUUAAAUCGAAUAUUUUAUUAUGAUCGUAACAAUUCUAUAUUUACUAAUAGUGCAGAGUACAAUAAACAAGAAUAACUAAUGAGAAA
Messenger RNA from Toxorhynchites rutilus septentrionalis, 1305 nucleotides. RefSeq names its product ras suppressor protein 1 (gene ics). Gene Ontology annotation, molecular function: protein binding. The transcript has 6 exons. NCBI's taxonomy places the organism in Eukaryota, Metazoa, Arthropoda, Insecta, Diptera, Culicidae. The record is from RefSeq and is a predicted model, not a curated record. The coding region runs from base 164 to 1024 and encodes 286 amino acids.